CCAUUCUCAUUUCCCCAGUUAUAUGUUAUCGCUUCUCCUUCACCUUUCUUCCUUUUUUAUUAUGACAAACAAGUUUCUCCUACCCCCUUCACCUUCUCAGCAUAUGAAGCUCACUUAGAUUCUUCAUCAGCUAGAUGAUAACUUGCUUAUUCUUUUGGUUUGAUCCAGCUUUCAGAUAGUGACUUCUUUCCCAUUUCUGCCACCCCCACUUUUCCUCACACGUCCUUACGUAGAUCUCUCCCAUCUGGCCAUCUCAUAGUUUUAGAUUUGUUCAAAGCUCAUAAUUUACAUCCAUACUCAAUCUUUGUCAGGCGGGGUUUUCGUUUUGAUUGAGGUUUAAGAUUCAGAUUUGCUUGUCUGGUUUAGUUCAGUUUAGUUUGAGUUCAGUUUGGUUUGUUCAAGAGCAUUUAUUAGAGAGAUAGAGAGAGAAAAAUGGCGGUUGCUCCAGCUCGGUCUGGGCGCCAAGGGAAGCGCCCGUAUUGGGGUUUCUGUAUAAAAAUGGCAGCCGUGGCUAUUCUGGGGCUCUGCUUUAUAUUUGUGUGGACUAUGUUUUCCUCUCCUUCGAAUUCAGCUACUACUCGAAUAGAGAGCUUUGACAAUAUAGAGCAGCCUCCUGGAUCAAGCAGCAAAAGGGUCAGCAGUUCUGGGGUGAAGAAGGUAAAUGGGUCUGUUGCUUUGGGUCGUCAUGAGCAUAAAUCUGAGGAGAGGGAGAAGAAGAAAGACGUAGCGAAUGCGAAGAAUGAGAGAGUGAAGAAGAAGAAGUUACCAGAGAAAGAAUUGAGUAAGGAGAAGGAAGAGAAGGAAGGAGAUGAGGAGGAAGAGGCAGAAGUGGUGGAUGGAAAGGAAGAAGGUUUAAAUGGUGAAGGUGAUCAAGGAAAUGAGAAUGUAGAAGGAGAGGGUGAUUUGGUUGAGGGGUUGGAUCAGGAAGCUGAGGAGAAGUUGGAGGAUGAUGAUGGUGAGUCAGAGAUUAAGGGAAAGAAGAGCGUGAAGGUCAAGGGUCCGGUGUUUGAUCCGAAAGCGAGUUAUCACUGGAAAUCAUGCAGUACAAGGAGCAAGCACAAUUACAUUCCUUGUAUUGAUAUGGAAGCUGGCUCUGGAAGGGUGCAGCAGUAUAGACACACAGAGAGGAGUUGUCCCCGAUCGCAGCCAAUGUGUCUUGUGCCUCUUCCCCCUGAUGGAUAUGACCCUCCGGUGCAUUGGCCCGAGAGUAAAGAGAAGAUAUUGUACAAGAAUGUUGAGCACCCUAAGCUUGCUGCAUUCAUCAAGGAACAUUCUUGGGUGAUGGAGUCCGGAGAAUAUCUUACUUUUCCUCAAAACCAGUCUGAGAUUAAGGGUGGGGUUCUUCAUUAUCUUGAGUCCAUUGAAGAGAUGGUACCAGAUCUCGAAUGGGGAAAGAAUAUUCGUGUAGUGCUGGAUAUCGGAUGUACAGAUUCUGCUUUUGGGGCUUCUCUCCUUGAUAAAGACGUAUUAACAUUAUCAUUGGGGUUGAAAGACGACCUAGUUGACUUAGCUCAAGUGUCCCUUGAGCGCGGAUUUCCUACUGUAGUUAGCCCAUUUGGAAACAGAAGGCUUGCUUUCCCUAGUGGUGUUUUUGAUGUUAUUCACUGUGGCGGGUGCACUGUGCCUUGGCAUUCCAAUGGUGGUAAGCAUCUCCUAGAGUUGAAUAGGAUUUUGAGGCCUGGGGGAUACUUUAUCUUGUCAACUAAACAUGAUAGUUUUGAAGCCGAAGAAGCCAUGAAUACAUUGAUGGUAUCUAUCUGUUGGAAUAUUUUGGCUCAUAAAACUGAUGAAAUCAGUGAUGUGGGUGUCAGAAUAUAUAAGAAGCCGGAGUCAAAUGAUUUAUAUACAAUGAGGAGGAAGAAACAUUGGAUACCUUUAUGCAAGGAAAACGAGAAUCCAGAUGCUGCCUGGUAUGUCCCCGUGAAGAUUUGCUUGCACUCCAUUCCAUCUAGUAUUGAAGAGCGUGGAUCAGAGUGGCCGGAGGAAUGGCCCAACAGGCUCGAAAAGUAUCCAGACUGGCUGAAGGAUAAAGAUAAGUUGAUUGCAGACACCAAGCACUGGAAAGAUAUUGUGGACAAGUCCUAUCUUAUUGGACUUGGUAUUGACUGGUCAAGCAUUCGAAAUGUGAUGGACAUGAAAGCCAUCUAUGGAGGAUUUGCUGCAGCCCUGUUGCAACAGAAAGUUUGGGUGAUGAAUGUGGUCCCCGUCCAUGCACCUGAUACGCUUCCUAUCAUUUUUGAGCGUGGGCUUGUUGGAACCUACCAUGACUGGUGUGAGUCUUUCGGUACUUAUCCAAGAUCAUAUGAUCUUUUGCAUGCUGAUCAUCUCUUUUCACGGCUCAAAAACAGGUGCAAGCAGCCUGCAUCAAUUGUUGUUGAGAUGGACAGAAUUUUACGGCCAGGAGGUUGGGCCAUCGUACGUGACAAAGUCGAGAUUCUGGAUCCAUUGGAGAGCAUACUCAAGAGUUUGCAGUGGGAUAUAAGGAUGACUUAUGCUCAGGAAAAAGAAGGUAUCCUCUGUGCACAGAAAACCACAUGGCGCCCUUGAGACUGUAAUGCAGUAUGGCUUCCCUGGAUCAGAGCCAGGAUUCAGAUUGUAUAUCAGCCGGACUUAAACUUCUUGUUCGAUUAUAUCCUGAAGCUUGGAGCCGAAGCCACACUCCAUUUUUCUAGCGAAAUACAUGAUAUCUGAUCUCAUUUAUUCAAAUCUUAACAAACAGUUGAUGUAAAAAGAUGAGGCUGAGGGUGUGAGUGAGCUCAUUACCAGUAUAGGCACUAUAUACAUUUUUGUACCCACAUUAAGCUUCA
This is a messenger RNA of Argentina anserina (silverweed cinquefoil), 2807 nucleotides long. RefSeq names its product probable methyltransferase PMT28. The coding region runs from base 433 to 2547 and encodes 704 amino acids. Lineage: Eukaryota; Viridiplantae; Streptophyta; Magnoliopsida; Rosales; Rosaceae. The transcript is spliced from 8 exons. Gene Ontology annotation, cellular component: cytoplasm; endosome; trans-Golgi network. The record is from RefSeq and is a predicted model, not a curated record. Gene Ontology annotation, molecular function: methyltransferase activity.